Molecule: messenger RNA, 945 nt
Organism: Mandrillus leucophaeus (drill)
Lineage: Eukaryota; Metazoa; Chordata; Mammalia; Primates; Cercopithecidae
Product: olfactory receptor 5B12
Exons: 1
Biological process (GO): sensory perception of smell; G protein-coupled receptor signaling pathway
Cellular component (GO): membrane
Molecular function (GO): odorant binding; G protein-coupled receptor activity; olfactory receptor activity
Source: RefSeq, a predicted model, not a curated record
AUGGAGAACAACACAGAGGUGACUGAAUUCAUUCUUGUGGGAUUAACUGAUGACCUAGAACAGCAGAUCCCACUCUUCAUAGUCUUCCUUUUUGUCUACCUCAUCACUCUGGUUGGGAACCUGGGGAUGAUUGAAUUGAUUAUAUUGGCCUCCUGUCUCCAUACCCCCAUGUACUUCUUCCUCAGUAACCUCUCCCUGGUGGACUUUGGUUAUUCCUCAGCUGUCACUCCCAAGGUGAUGGUGGGGUUCCUCACAGGAGACAAAUUCAUAUUAUACAAUGCUUGUGUCACACAAUUCUUCUUCUUUGUAGCCUUUAUCACUGUAGAAAAUUCCCUCCUGGCAUCAAUGGCCUAUGACCGCUAUGCAGCAGUGUGUAAACCCCUGCAUUACACCACCACCAUGACAACAAACGUAUGUGCUUGCCUGGCCAUAGGCUCCUAUGUCUGUGGUUUCCUGAAUGCACCCAUUCAUACUGGGAACACUUUCAGGCUUUCCUUCUGCAGAUCCAAUGUAGUUGAACACUUUUUCUGUGAUGCUCUUCCUCUCUUGGCUGUCUCAUGUUCAGACAACUACAUCAGUGAGAUGGUUAUUUUUUUUGUGGUGGGAUUCAAUGACUUCUUUUCUAUCCUGGUAAUCUUAAUCUCCUACUUACUUACAUUUAUCACCAUCCUGAAGAUGCGCUCAUCUGAAGGACACCAGAAGGCCUUUUCCACCUGUGCUUCCCAUCUUACUGCAGUUUCCAUCUUUUGUGGGACAGGCAUCUUUAUGUACUUAUGACCUAGCUCCAGCCAUUUCAUGGGCAUGGACAAAAUGGCAUCUGUGUUCUAUGCCAUAGUCAUUCCCAUGUUGAAUCCACUGGUCUACAGCCUGAGGAACAAAGAGGUUAAGAGUGCCUUUAAAAAGACUGUAGGGAAGGCAAAGGCCUCUAUAUGAUUCAUAUUUUAA